AUGACGGGAACCUGCUGGCAACAACUUCAGUAUAUCACUCUUUUGCACGCAUGGAAAAAUCGUCUCGACGGGAAGGAGGAGCAGGUAGAAAAGCCCAAUGAGAUGGAUCUGGAAUGUGUUGCUCAAUUGGAUGAACUGCCCAGAUACUUUAAUUUCUCACCUCAAGUCCAAGAUCUCACCUUGAUUUUUACCAAACCUCUCGUAUCAAGAUACAACUUCCCUUAA
Messenger RNA from Botrytis fragariae, 225 nucleotides. RefSeq lists its product as uncharacterized. The transcript has 2 exons. Lineage: Eukaryota; Fungi; Ascomycota; Leotiomycetes; Helotiales; Sclerotiniaceae. Bases 1 to 225 code for a protein of 74 amino acids. The record is from RefSeq and is a predicted model, not a curated record.